AUGGAGAUGAACGGGACGGAUGCGCAUGCCGAGGAAGCCGUGGCUCUGGCGUUGAGCGUGGCCGUCACCGUCAUCUCCGCUAUAGGACUGCUGCUCAACGCUUAUAUACUGUUCAUCAUUGUUAUUACUAAGCAGCCAGCUACAGCGUCGUCAGUACUGCUAGUGCACCUUGGCGCUGUGGGGGCUCUGGCCAGCGGUGCAGCGCUCUGUGGCGGGGGCGGGGGCUGCGCCUGUGGAGCCCUACUGCACGCAUUGCAUCCUCUACAACUGUGGACUGUAUGUGGAUUGCACGCUGAUCGAGCUGCCGCCAUCGCAGCGCCUCUGCAUUAUGCCGCUAUUGUGUCGGCACGAAAGGUGAUGAUCUGUGUCGCGGGCGGUUGGGUGGCGACGGCGGCUCUCCUGGCCCCGCUUGCCGCCGCGCAGCCUCCGCUGGCCUACAGAAGCGCCCUCGGGAGCUGCGCCCCAGACUGCGGCGCUGGCCCGGCCGCCCUCGGUUUCUGUCUGCUUUACGCCCUGUUGACGUUGUUCCUCCCUGUGGUGCUCGUUCUCCUUUGCAGCCUCAAAAUACUUCGCAUAGCUCGAUACCAUCGUCACAGGAUAGCGGCAGCUAUAUACGAAGUCACGUUAUCAGCUCAAGUUACCGUCACUCAUCAGCGUAACCCAUUCUCUCCGCCACCUCCGCCGCGACAUCGAGCGUUGUCAGCAGUUAUUCAGCCCCUUGGAUCACUAGCCAUUCUCUACUUUCCUUACUACUGUGUUCUUAUAUGGCCUGCCAUUGCCGUUCCACCACAACCGGUAGCCGCAUUGUCAGCGGCCCUGCUGGCAGCUGCUCCUCCGAUCAACGGGAUCUUAUAUGGAAUUAGAAGUCGUGCACUGCGGGAUUCGUUACGAAACUAUAGGCGUAAAAGAAUAACAAAAAGUGAAGUGACUCAAGAAAUACAGGCAAGAACUCCCAGUGCUUGCGGGUCGAGAAGACCUUCACUUUCGGCUGGUUCCGGGAGUAUACGGCCGCCCACAACGCGGCGGUUGUCGGAUGCUGCAGCCAUGGGUUCCCGGGGUUCAGAGCGGCCAGCGCCACGAGCGGCUUCUUGCAAUAUGCUUCAAGAUUCGCAGGAAGAGGACGUGCCCCGACCACGAACGUCUGCCAUUCCGCUGAUACGUGCUCCACCCCACGUUGUUUUGGGCAGGGCACUCGGCCUCGAAGAGACUGGUCAUCGGAGGCGAAGACAGUCGCCUCGGAUAACCGUGACUCGAGCGAUGUCUGAUGAGAGCGAGUCACCAACGCGUCGGCCUCUUUGUCGACAACAGUCGCGGUCCAGUGGCGCCCUCCUCGGAGGCCUAUCAUACUCCCCGGCCCUCUCGGAAAACAUGAACAUCGAUCGAGCCGACGAGCAGUUGCUUCUCACCUGGCCACAGCAUCAGUCUCACUCAAAUCAUGAUGUAUUAUAAAACGGGUAAUAGAAUAGUUUCCGAUAGAUGUGCAUUUAAAGACAAUAAAU
Molecule: messenger RNA, 1499 nt
Organism: Amyelois transitella
Lineage: Eukaryota; Metazoa; Arthropoda; Insecta; Lepidoptera; Pyralidae
Product: beta-3 adrenergic receptor-like
Exons: 3
Coding region: 1-1449 (482 amino acids)
Biological process (GO): G protein-coupled receptor signaling pathway
Cellular component (GO): membrane
Molecular function (GO): G protein-coupled receptor activity
Source: RefSeq, a predicted model, not a curated record